CCGGGAGGCGGCUGUCGGGGAGAUGAGGCUGCCCUGUGAGGUGGAGGUCCUCAGCCGGCACUUGCCGGUCUUGGGGCUCAAGAGCCGCGGCAAGGGCGUGCGAGCGGUGGUGAGCCUGUGCCAGGCGCCACGCGCCGAGCCGGGCGGCCGCGCCUGCCUGCUGGUCUCCACCAUGAAGGACAAGCGCGGGACCCGCUACGAGCUAAAAGAAAACAUUGAGCAGCUCUUCAACAAAUUUGUGGAUGAGGGGAAAGCCACUGUCCGGUUAAAGGAACCUGCUGUGGACAUCUGUCUGAGUAAGGCCAAUCCUGGCAAUUUAAAGAGUUUACUUUCAGCUGUAAGAAUGGCUCACAGAGGCUGUGAUGUCAAUAUACCACUUUCAACACUUACACCGGCGAAGACUUCAGAAUUUGAGAAUUUAAAAACCAAGAUGGUUAUCACAUCCCAAAAGGAUUAUCCUCUGAGCAAGAGCUUUCCCUGUUCUCUGGAACAUCUUCAGGUUUCUCAUUGUAGGCUGGCCCGAGUUGAUAUGCGAAUGCUCUGCUUAAAAAACCUUAGGAAGUUAGACCUGAGUCACAACUGUAUAAAAAGGCUUCCGGCCACGAUUGGAGACCUCACUCACCUUCAAGAGCUUAACCUUAGUGACAAUCACUUGGAAUCAUUUAGUGUGUCCUUGUGCCAGUCCACACUCCAGAAGUCACUUCAGAGUUUGGAUCUCAGCAAGAACAAACUCAGGGCACUCCCUGUGCAGUUUUGCCAAUUUCGGGAACUUAUGAAUUUAACCCUUAGUGAUAAUGAACUGAUUCAGCUUCCCUUCAAGAUAGGACAACUGAAAAAUCUCCGUUUUCUAGCAGCAGCUCGGAACAAACUUACAAAACUACCUUGUGAAUUUAAAAUGCUAUCCCUAGAGUACUUGGAUCUUUUUGGAAAUAUUUUUGAAAAACCAGAAGUCCUUCCAAUUGUAAAGCUUCAAGUACCAUUAACGUUACUGGAGUUUUCUGCUCGAGCUGUACUAUCCCAUAGGAUUUCGUAUGGCCCUCAUAUCAUUCCUUUCCAUCUUUGCCAAGAUUUGGAUACUGCCAAAACCUGUGUUUGUGGAAGAUUUUGUCUAGACUCUUUCAUUCAAGGAACUGCUACAAUUAAUCUACACUCUGUUGCCCACACUGUGGUCUUAGUAGAUAAUGUGGAUAGAAUGGAAGCUCCCAUUAUCGCUUACUUUUGUUCUCUAACUUGUUAUGUGAAUUCUUCUGAUAUGUUAAAAUAAUUAUUAAUAACAAAAACAAA
Messenger RNA from Microtus ochrogaster (prairie vole), 1284 nucleotides. It is a transcript of the gene Lrr1, whose product is annotated as leucine rich repeat protein 1. Gene Ontology annotation, cellular component: cytoplasm. The record is from RefSeq and is a predicted model, not a curated record. Gene Ontology annotation, molecular function: protein binding. Lineage: Eukaryota; Metazoa; Chordata; Mammalia; Rodentia; Cricetidae.